This is a messenger RNA of Coregonus sp. 'balchen', 3333 nucleotides long. The record is from the annotation of a GenBank genome assembly. NCBI's taxonomy places the organism in Eukaryota, Metazoa, Chordata, Actinopteri, Salmoniformes, Salmonidae.
AUGCUCUUGGUAGCUGAGAUCAUGCCGGCCACAUCCGACUCUGUUCCUCUCAUAGGUGAGUGCUCAGGGAGACCUUCAUCCUCACCCUACUCCUUAAUCUAUCAAUUUUCUAAUCUGUCCGUUUCUCUAGCCAUCUGUUCUUCUCAGUCAUCCAUUCAUUCCUUUCAUCAAUCCAUCUGUCCCCUCUGUGUCACCACAUCCGCAAGACGAACCGGUCAUAAAUUACCCGAGGUAGAAAGAGCUGAUGAAGCAGAAAAAGUGACACACUCCUUUAAAGCGAAACUGGGUGGCACCUCCAAGUUCAUUUGUCACAUACAGUAGGUCAUUAAUCGGUUGGACUUAUGGGAUAUAAGUGCGAUCACUCACCCAUGAAACCUGGGGUGUAUUUAGAAGCACCAAACGGAGUGAAAACAUACUGAAACAGGGAGGGGACUACCUGAAGUUGUUCAUUAAUAAAUGCUUGUUUUUGUUAUCCGUUGCAAAACGUUUUACUACGGUGUGCCCUAAUGAAUACAACGACCCUGACUACUUAGCAUCUGAGACCUCCGCGGUCAAGUGGCAGGCAGUCAGGUUAGAGAUUUUUUUUUUUAAUUGAGUGUUAUUUUCUACUGUACCAACAAUUGCUGAUGGGGCGCACAGUUAGUUAAGCUGAAGUGAGUUGACUAGCAUGUGACAGUCUGGCAAGCAAAUGGGUCAAUUGAUGAAUGUUACAAGCAAAUGAAAAAAUGAGACUUGGCGUUGAUUGCAGUGCCGCAUGGGAGUAUAGAUUGCGGUCUCUUUUUAUAAUUUGAUUAAUAUAUAUAUUUUGGUAUUGAGCAAUGCUCAAAGCAAUGGAUAUGCGUGUGUAAUCUUUUCCGCUAAUGAAUCUUUAGUUCAAUCCCAAUGACUCUUCAUAUUUUUACAAUUGGCAGAUAUUCUUAAACAUAUUGAUAUCCUCAUGUCAGCUAUUUCUCUGCAUGCCAGCCGAUUGGUUCCACAACAUCUUCAAGCUAUCCAAUAAAGAGAGGCCAGAUCCCCCUAACAUGAUAUGAUGGCCCAUUUAGUCUCUGACUUGAGGAACAUAUUCAGCUUGCCAGGGCUGGCUCUAACCUAACAGGAGAGAAAGUUAGUUAAUUUCUUAUUAUACUAUGUCUGUCCUUGACUGAAGAGGAACAUUUGCACUACCAAAUUUCGAUAUUGCACCCUGUGUCACAUGGUCUGCGUAUAGGGCAAGUCGGCCUUGCAGCUUGCUGUAGCGUUCAGAAGUUAGACUAGAGAUAGAAAUGUAAUAGAAAUAUAGUAUUUUCUGCAGACAUCCUUUAUUAGCUACAUUUCUAUCUUCAACAUUCUGAACAUUGCGACUGACUGAACACCAGGCACGGUUCAAAUGCUCACUUAUAAAUAAAUUAAUAAUCUCUGAGGGGCUCUUUUUAGGGCCAUACAUCAUUAUGCAAGACAGUAAACCUCCUGCUGUGUGGCUCAGUUGGUAACAGCGUGGCACACGUAAUGCCAAGUUUGCGGGUCCAAUUCCCAAAGGGAUUACAUACACAAACUAUGUAUGCACUCACUGUUCUAUAAGUCGCUUUGGAUAAAAGCAUCUGCUCUGUGGCAUAUAUUAACUGAAUAUGCCCUUGGUCUCCAGUCAUAGUAUAUCAUCUCCUAUGAUUCCUCUGAGUUAAGCCCUGCCUCUCUCUCUCUCUGUCUAUUUGUAUUCCAGCCCAGUACUUUGCCACCACCAUGGUCAUCGUGGGCCUGUCCGUCAUCGCCACCGUCCUGGUCCUCCAGUACCACCAUCAUGACCCGGACGGAGCCAAAAUGCCAAAGUGGGUGAGUCCAUAUCCGUCUUUCUAUCCCUGCCCAUUCCCGCGUUCUGCAUUCACUCGGAACGCCGAAUACACUCGGAAUUCCGAAUGCCGAAAUACCAUUAAGGUAGAAUUGGACCUGAAGGUUAAGGGUUCUACAUCAGCGGAUCAGUGGCUGCUCCUUGCUCUGAGGUGUGUGUGUGUGUGUGUGUGGUCAGGGUUAGUAGGCAGUUUGAGCAAUUGGCGUGAGAGGAAUGCCAAUGUGGUUUGAAAAAGAAGGGAGGGGAGGAGAGACUGCUGGCCAGGCUUGAAGGGCAGAUGGAAGUGAGUGGAAAGGGCACAGAACUUUGGAAACUGCCCAAAAAACAUUGAAAGUUUACUUAACCUGCAGGCAAAAUGCAUUAUGAUGCAAUUAUAAGCCUUAAUAGACAUGAUAAAGGUUCAUACAUGCUAAAGUGUUACCAGAGGUUAUUCCAACACUUUUUCUAGAGCAGGAAUGCUAAUUUAUUAUGUACUGUGUGUGUGUGUAUGUGUGUUGUCAUAUGUUUUCUGUGAUCUGAACUUGUACAUAUUUUAUGGAGCAGAUAUUAAAUGAAAUAUAUAUGAUAUGAAAAAUAUUGUAGACUGAUGUUUUUUCUCAAAAACAUGUAUAGCUACAGUAUACUAAGAGAACAUAAUCAGAAUGAAAAGCCAUGUUAAAAUUGUCAGCGUCUGUGUUUGAAUUGGGUGCUAAUGCACAAUGCUUGCAUAGCGAUCAUCUCCUGUUCAUGUUUCUCUCUGGGGUUGAUAAUCUAUUCUUGUCUCUCCUCCCCCUGGUGUACACAAACACACAAACACUGACACACGCAUACACACACACACACUCUCUCUCUCUCUCUCUCUCUCUCUCUCUCUCUCUCUCUCUCUCUCUCUCUCUCUCUCUCUCUCUCUCUCUCUAUCUCUUUCUCUCUCUUGCUCUCUCUCACUCUUACACAUCCCCACAAAGACACGCGUGGUGCUCCUGAACUGGUGCGCCUGGUUCCUGCGUAUGAAGCGGCCCGGUGAGGAGCGUGUGCGUCUGGCCUGCAACAACAAGCAUCCGCGCAACAGCCUCUCCAGUGUGGAGCUCAGUAUGAGCCAGGGGACCCUCCAGCCCACCAAUGGCAACAUGCUCUACAUCGGCUUCCGGGGCAUGGAGGGCAUGCACUACAACACCACCCCCGACUCGGGCGUCAUCUGCUCCAGGCUGGUGGGGGCGGGGGACGAGGAGGUGCUGCUACCUGGGGCCGGGUUGCCCAACUUGGGCAGCGUGGCAGGCGGCAUCGGGGUGGGGGUUGCGAGCCCCGUGGACUCAGACAUGUCCAAGAUCCUGGAGGAGGUGCGCUACAUCGCCAAGCGCUUCCGGGGCCAGGAUGAGGAUGAGUCGCUGUGCAACGAGUGGAAGUUUGCGGCGUCUGUGAUCGACCGGCUGUGCCUGAUGGCGUUCUCUGUGUUCACCAUCCUCUGCACCAUCGGCAUCCUCAUGUCAGCGCCCAACUUCGUGGAGGCCAUCUCCAAAGACUUCUUUACCUGA